This is a messenger RNA of Diabrotica balteata, 1477 nucleotides long. The record is from the annotation of a GenBank genome assembly. NCBI's taxonomy places the organism in Eukaryota, Metazoa, Arthropoda, Insecta, Coleoptera, Chrysomelidae.
UGUCAAAUAAACCAAAACGUAAUUAAGUAUAAAUUGUUUUCUUCAUGGUAUUUACGAAUUUGCGCUUAAAAACAGAAUGUUGACUCUCGAAGUUGUACCUGAACGUUCUUUGGGCUGUGAACAAUGGGAAUUUAUAUUAGGAAUGCAUUUUUCACAAGCUGUUGCCAUCAUUCAGUCCCAAGUUGGUAUUAUUAAAGGUGUUCAAGUACUUUACAGUGAUAUAAAACCAUUAGAAGCCGAUUUAGUUAUCAAUCUUCCACAUGAUGGAAUUAGACUGUUUUUCGACCCAGUUUCCCAGAGACUUAAAAUUAUCGAGAUUUAUUCAAUGAAAUUUGUUAAGCUGAAAUAUUGUGGAUUAGAAUUUAAUUCCCCAGAAAUUUUGCCUUCUAUAGAACAAAUCGAACAUUCCUUUGGAGCCACUCAUCCUGGUGUUUACGAUUCGGAAAAACAACUGUUUAUGUUAAAUUUUAGAGGGCUUUCUUUUUAUUUUCCCGUAGAGUCGAAGUUUCAGUGUGGUAGUACACACAACUUGGGCUCUUUACAGUUUCCAGCAGGUAGUUCUCCAUUGGUAUCUCGUCUUGCUAUCUACAGUGGUGCCGGUGUUGAACAGGCAUUUGCUCCCGAACUACCAUUAACUUGUUACUAUGGUCAACUGUAUCUCAAGAAAGCAUCUGUGCUACGAGGAGAGUCUUAUACUAGAGGAAUCAAACUCCAAUUAUUAUCAGGAUCCCAUAACAGACUACCGGAUUCUAUACGGCAGGAAUUUGAAAAAGAAGUUUUACUCGGCCAGUCCGCGCAAGAAAUAGCUACAGCCUUAGGAGCCCCAUCAAAAGUAUUUUUUAAGAGUGAAGAUAAAAUGAGGAUACAUAGCCCGAACGCCCAUCGCAAAAUUACUGCCAUUAGAAGUGAUUAUUUUUUCAAUUAUUUUACCUUAGGACUGGAUAUUCUAUUCGACGCGAAUACGAACACAGCGAAGAAGAUAGUGCUACAUACAAAUUAUCCCGGUCAUUAUAACUUCAACAUGUACAUGAGAUGUGAAUUCGAGCUCACGUUGAAGAACGUUGAAAUCAGUGGAUACACUCACUGGAACGAUAUUUGCACAAAGCUAACGCCCAGUGAAAGGCCAGUAGUGUUGAACCGAGCGAGUUCAACCAACACCACUAAUCCUUUUGGAAGCACACUGUGUUACGGGUAUCAAGAUAUCAUUUUUGAGGUGAUGCCAAACCACUACAUAGCCUCUCUAACUUUAUACGGGGAUGGUAUUGCUUAUGAAAAAGAAAGUUACCACGCGUGACAGAGGCUCUCCGCCACUUACCUCGUACUCACAAACAGGUACUGGCAGCCUCACCUUAUUUAUAAAUGUAUUAAGGCUUAAAACUUUCAUCAAAUAUUUUGCCUAAUUGUAACCGUUUGGGAGAUCAUUAGUCUAAUUUUAAACUGUUCACUUUUCGUACUCUUAUCCUGUUUUUAUAAGAUC